UCGAACCCUUUUGCCGCACACUGUUGCUUUCAAGUGCUCACGAACAGAGAACACCGAAGAAGAAGAAGAAGAAGAAGAAGAAGAAGAAGACGAAGCAGUGAAAAAUGGAAGUGAUUCGGUCUCAGAAGCGAACAGUCUCCAACGACAUCGUUUCAACUCCAACGCUUCCCCUCUAUCUUACAGCCCCACCCAUGGAAGUCCGCUUAGAAGAGUUCGAGCUCUUCGCCAUAGAUCGCCUACGAGUUCUGAAAGGAGUCUCAGAUGGAUUAGCUCGUGGACGAAACCCUAAUGAAAUGGAUGAUCUUGUAGAUACUUUGUGGAAAGAACAUAUGAGACUUCCUGAUGUUUCAGAAAUGAUCAAUAAAGAUAUAAUUUCUCAUUUCGUACUACGUCUUGUUUAUUGUAGAUCGGAUGAAUUGAAGAAAUGGUUUCUUAGUAUGGAAACUGCUCUUUUCCGCCAUAGAUUCCGGAUUAAAAAGAUUGAAGAACAGAGAGCAAUUGUGGGAGAAUUUGGAUUACCUUAUAAAGCAGUCAUAGGGGCAGAACUUGAGAGUUUGAAGGAGAGGUUGGUGCUAGUUGCACGUUCACUUUGUCAAACUUCAUCUGAUGUUGAAAACAUAUACUACAAGGUUGGUGUUCCUCUUCUUUCGUAUUUGUUCAUAUACUACAAGCUACAAAUACAUUUAUCUGAGCAGUUGAUUCAUUUUCACCUGAAAAAGGUUCCUUUUGAAGAGGUUCCUGACCUUGUAGCUACCCGGAGAGUGUUAUUACAGAAAGGGUAUGCCUUUGUAGCUGGUAGUCAGUUGGUUUCCCUUGUUGUUACCCAAUUUCGAUCUCAUUUAUCAAAGGCCCUCAUUCUGACAAACAGGAAAUGGACAACUACCAUUCGAGAACGAGAAAAAGACAGACUAACUCCAAUAGUGGAAGCAUUAUCUACAAGCUACUUGGGUCCUGAUUAUACUCAGUCAAGUGAGUACGCUGACAUAUCACUGAAGGAUAUUGAUCAAGUUUCCAAGAGUUCCUUUCCCCUUUGUAUGAGACAUCUAUUUGAAAAACUUCGAGAAGAUCACCAUCUAAAACAUGGAGGAAGAAUGCAACUGGGUCUUUUCUUGAAGGGUGUAGGUCUGAAGUUGGAUGACGCCCUAGCAUUUUGGAGAGAAGAAUUCACAAAAAAGGUUGGCUCUGAAAGAUUUGAUAAAGAGUAUGCGUAUGCCAUUCGCCAUAACUAUGGGAAGGAAGGGAAGAGAACAGAUUAUACGCCUUAUGCUUGUUCAAAGAUCAUCACAUCGGCUCCUGGUGCUGGGGAUCAUCAUGGCUGUCCUUAUCGACAUUUCAGUGAGGAUAACCUGAAAGCAGCACUUAGUAGGAUGGGAUUGAGUUCUCGUGGGAUGGAAGACGUAAUGGACAAAGUGCGAAACAGACAUUAUCAGCUCGCAUGUACCUUAACCUUCGAAGCUGUUUAUGGUACAUCAUGUGAUACUGGGAUCAACCAUCCAAACCAAUACUUUGAGGAGAGUCAGAAGAUUUUGAAAUCUAAGAACCCAACUGCUCCGGUUUAAUCUUCCUAUGGUUCAAUGUAAACCAAAGCAUAUAUAUAAAGAAGCUAAGCAUAUCUACAUGCUUACUCUUGUUCCAACUUCCAAUAUUGUCUUAUUGUUGGAUGCUUUCAAUUUUGGAUCCGGAUUCUUAAUGCAUGCACUUGGAAAAAGCUGCGUCAUUAGGAUCUUGAUUUUGUAGGAAACGACAAAUACUAAUUAGGAGUGUCAGUUUAAAGUUAUGCACAUGUUUCUUUA
Messenger RNA from Camelina sativa (false flax), 1793 nucleotides. The record is from RefSeq and is a predicted model, not a curated record. NCBI's taxonomy places the organism in Eukaryota, Viridiplantae, Streptophyta, Magnoliopsida, Brassicales, Brassicaceae.